GUAGCUUCAUGUCCCUGUCCUUUUGAAAUGAGGUAGGUUAUAUGAUGUGUGUCGCAGCAGCAUCAUAAGGCCAACGCAUGUUGACUUGAUUGGUUGGUCUGUAUUGCGGCACGGCCAUGCUUCAAUAUUGGACCCUUGAUCAAUUUUAUGAGCUACACCUGUGUCAGUCCUACUGUGAAAAUAAGUUAUUUCUAAAAUGAGUUUAAUCUAUUCGGGUAGAUUGUUCAUGUUUUAGUUUCAGUUUACAUAUAUUACAUAUACAUAGCCAAAUAGAAUAACUUAAAACUUAUUUGGAAAAAAGUAACUAAAACAGAGUUUUCAAACAAAAACUAAAUUCAUCUGAAAGUCUAGAUUGGUCUUGAAUAAUAUUAUAAUAGCACAUUGAAUCUAAUUACCCGCCUGGCCUACACUUUGAACCACGCCGGAGUCAAAUGUCCGAUGUGAAACCAUAGGUUUGUUUCUGCUAUCGGCUCCUGCAUGAUUCCCUCCUCAGCAACUCCACUUCCUAGAUCUCAAUCACAUGGCUCCCUGUCACGGUUUGGUAGCCUUUUCACUUGCAGUUCGAGCGGUUGAGUAAACGGUGACAUCCCUCGAAAUCUGACUGGCUAAAAGGUUUCCUGACUGGAUUGGAGGGGUGUAGGAGAUACCAUCGCUAGGCAGAUACUAUUUGGGUUCGACCAUUAGGGCAUUCCGGAGCAGGCACAGCGUGGAUACGGCGUACGACUUUUUUUUUUUCCUAACUCUACAAUCGGGAGUAGUCUAGUUUACCGCCUCCAUUGUGAAACGCCGUUGGUGUUGUAAUUUAGUCCAAGUGCCAUUUUCAAUCAUAUCAUGGAUGAUGUUUUCAACACCCAAGAAGGACUGAACCGGUCUACGUUAUUCAGCACACACUUUAACUCUAAUUGCCGCUUUGAUGAGGAGUUUAAAUACAUUCUGCUGCCAGUGUCAUACAGCCUUGUGUUUGUGUUCGGCUUUCUGCUGAACUCCAUGGCCCUGUGGGUGUUCAUCACCAAGAUGCGCCCGUGGAACACCAACACGGUGUUCAUGUUCCACCUGUCGCUCUCCGACUUCCUGUACGUCCUGUCCCUGCCCACGCUCAUCUACUACUACGCCAACCGCAGCCACUGGCCCUUCGGCCUGUUUGCCUGCAAGAGCGUCCGCUUCCUCUUCUACGCCAACCUCUACUGCAGCAUCCUCCUGCUCACCUGCAUCAGCGUGCACCGUUACUUCGGCAUCUGCCACCCUAUCAAAGCGCUGCGGCUGGUGAAGCCGCGCCACGCCCACCUGGUGUGCGGCCUGGUGUGGCUGGCGGUGACCAUCUGCCUGGUGCCCAACUUCAUGUUCGUGACCACCUCGCGGCGCGACAACGACACUAUUUGCCACGACACCACCAGCCACGGGUUCUUCGACCAGUACGUGGACUACAGCUCGGUGGUCAUGGUGCUCCUCUUCGGCGUGCCCUUCCUGGUCAUCGUGGUGUGCUACUGCCUGAUGGCCCGGGCGCUGUGCCGGCCCAAGAAGGGGCUGUCCCAGAGCCGGCAGGGAUCCUCGUCGCGGCAGAAGUCCAUCAGGAUGAUCGUGGUGGUGCUGGCGGUGUUCGCCCUGUGCUUCGUGCCGUUCCACGUCACGCGCACGCUGUACUACGCGGCGCGCGUGCUGCACCUGGACUGCAGCCUGCUGAACAUCAUCAACUUCGCCUACAAGAUCACCCGGCCGCUGGCCAGCGUCAACAGCUGCAUCGACCCCGUCCUGUACUUCCUGGCCGGCGACAAGUACCGCUCCAAGCUGUUGUCUGCCCUCACGGGGAACAGAAGGGUGAUCAGCUCCAUUCCCUCCGAGGGACACGCCGCGACCAGACGCAACAACAACAACAACAAGGCCAACCCGGCCAUCCCGCUGGCCUUGAAGGACACUGACUCCAAACCCAGUGGAGAUGGAUAGAAUUGAACAUGUUUUUGUUUUAUCUACGUAUAUUGUGCUCAUCGCCUGGCUACGUACAUUUGAACCGAGAAUUGAACGUUUCUAGUUCAAGCACUAGAUAUUCGAGGUACAUAUUUUGCAGGGACUGGUCCAAGCGGUACCACAAAAGAACACUGUCAUGAACACUAUUGUGUUGUGGACUGUGGUUUCAGGGCGUGACAUGGCAUUAUGCCUUUAUUGGAAGGCACCCUGCUAUAGUGGGAUAUAAUGCGCUGGGUGAGCACACAUGUUUUCAAGUGAUACCAAAAAUAUAAUUUUGUCUGUUCUGUUGUGCGAUAACAAUGUUUGUCAUGCCAUAAAAGUAAAAUACGCAGUUUAUGAACCGUGACUCUGACCAGCUGUUUGGUAAUAUUAUGUCUAAAAUGAUUGUUAGACAUGAGGUAAUGUGAGGUUCUAUUAUAUUUAACUCUUAAAAAUAAGAAUAAACAAACCAAAGCCUGCAGAGCCUCUUUCUCCAGCUGUUAGUAUUUGGUCCCUAGGAUGAACAGCUGCUUCUUGCAUCUGCACGCUGUUACAUUUGAGCUGAAUGAGAGCUGGGAACCAGACUAGUUCUGGCCGAGGCUAAGGACAAAUACUGAACAGCCCACGCCUCUUUGGAUAACCCCUGGAGGGGAUAAAUGGGCUUUCCCUUCACUGCCCUCUAGUGGUUGAACCGAUUUGGUUGCAUCGGGGUUAUUUUCUUUUUGGAAACCACUAUUACGCAAUUUCCUAAUAUCUUGGCACCGUAUGGGGACAAUGCUGGGAAGAUCUAUGUGCUUUCUACACUCGCUGUAUACGUCGAAUCUGUCUGUGUCUAUGAUGUAUUGUUUUUCUGUUAUAAGUAUAAUUAUGUGAACUGUUUUGAGGUUCAGCAUUUUUGGUAUAUAAACCAAUAUACUUGUAUAUGUAUAACUAUAUUAACUGUCAUAUAGUUGGUAUGCAAUGAUUGUUUUUCUGAAUAUAUGAAGUAUUUGUGAUUUAAGGUGUGUGUGUGUGUGUGUGUGUGUGUGUGUGUGUGUGUGUGUGUGUGUGUGUGUGUGUGUGUGUGUGUGUGUGUGUGUGUGUGUGAAUGUAGAUGAAUUAAUUUGUAAUAUUCUAUUUGACACAAGAAAACCCUGGCCUAUGAAAGAAGAAUCAUGAAGAGAUGUAAGGUUGUCAAGAGGACCUAUUAUCCCCUACCCUGUAAGGUCAUAGGCCUACAUGCUACAAAGGUACAUAAUACAGGAUAUAAGAAACCUUCACAGUAAACAUUACAUCCUUAAUUUAAAAGUAGGUAGUAAGGAUUUAGGACGGUAUUAUGAGUUUGAGUUAAACUAAUAAUACAUAUUUAUAUAAAUCCCUGGAAUAAUUAUCCAUAUAUUUUAUAGGACUCAUAUUUAAUUAGGUAACAGGAAGGUGGAUUUUGUGUUUCAUUUUACUUUUUCAAAAUUUGUAGUAUAAUUAAUUAAACAUUUGGUAAUAAAACUAUUUUCCCUUACUUUAUAAAAGGCAUGUAGUUGAUGCACUUUAGCUUAUUUCAUAUAUUUCUAUGAUAAGGACCCAAGUGUAUACAUAAAUAGAAUACAAAUAUAAUAAAAUGGGUUUGAAUUCAAUUUGUUAAAUAAAGCAACGCCAACUACUCCACACUUAGACCUACCAUCUUGACAUGUCCCUUUAAUUUAAUUGUUUAAACCGUUCUUAUGGAGGAAAUUAGUUUAUUAAAUACAUAGCACAUAUGUGUUACCUGCGGUUUUGAGGUUACCAUUUAAUACUCAAAUUAUUUAUAUUUGUUACUUAAAUUGUAGGAAAUGGAUGUCAGGGACCCGCUCAAAGGGCCACUUAUACGCUGACAUUUGACAUAAUUUGAAUUUAGAUUUUCAUAAAUACAUUCAGUUUAAUUAUUAUUGUUUUCUAUUUUAUUAUUUUCCGGCAAUGUUUAUCCAAAUGUUUGUGUAAGGCAAAUUCAAUAUUGUUUCCCCUACUGGAUUUUGUACCUGUGCCAUACAUUCAUUUCACACCGGUAAGGGCAAUGACAAGGCUAAACUUUAGCGAUUCAAGGAUAAGAGCUAAUAAAUAAACUACUGAAAUAGAAGCUUAACAAUUAGACUCUAGCUGCCCCUCAUGAUUGACACGUUGUCGCUUGUUUUCCUCGGGGUCAAGGUUUUUAGGUCAGCGUAAGGGCGCCUCCAAGUGGCCGAGCGUGCUACGUCAAGAGACCCCAACCAUCAAAUUACUUUUUCAGUAACAGGUAGGAGUGAUGGAUAGCCAAAUUGCAAAUGGCCUCGGGACAACAACGUAAUAACAGGUGUCAUUUACGCCUCAAGCGGGACACAAUGGUGGUGAAAUGAUUGUUUGACAACUGCCUGCUGUGCACAUUUUAGGCUACCUUAAUUUCCAAACGAGCUAUUUAGCUUCUUUGAGUUACAUGUCUUGUCAUAAUGGCUCAUUGUCGGAUGUGGGGUGAUUGAUUUCUGUUGAACUUGUAAAAUGGACAGAAUUAAUCAUUUUAAUCAAUUAAAGCAUUGCCUAAAACUAAGUAGGAUAAGGCUAUAAAACCACUCUUACUGACUUUGCCUGUAGG
Molecule: messenger RNA, 4519 nt
Organism: Gadus chalcogrammus (walleye pollock)
Lineage: Eukaryota; Metazoa; Chordata; Actinopteri; Gadiformes; Gadidae
Gene: p2ry4
Product: pyrimidinergic receptor P2Y4
Exons: 2
Coding region: 832-1941 (369 amino acids)
Biological process (GO): G protein-coupled receptor signaling pathway; transepithelial chloride transport
Cellular component (GO): plasma membrane
Molecular function (GO): G protein-coupled purinergic nucleotide receptor activity; G protein-coupled UTP receptor activity
Source: RefSeq, a predicted model, not a curated record